AAGCCCCUUCUUCUUUUUUCCUGCAGUUUCAGAUUGGUAUCUACCCAGGUGUGUGCAGUCUGCUCUGGUAGGUACUGGUGGUGAGACGCAGCUCUUUAGGUCUUAAGACCUUGCCGUUUUUGAGUCUUGUAAUCACAAAAAGAGAAAAGAGAGCGUCACUUUAGCUUAGUAAACCUUUGCUCGAAGUCAGCUACAGGAAUUCAGGAAAGUGCGAUUAAAGACCACAGAGAGGAUUUCCAAGAAAGCUGUUCCAAAUGGGAAAAUUGCACACUCUACUGGCUUUGACUCUGCAAGUACUUUACUCUUGCCAUGCAGCACCCAGUGUGUCCAAUGGCUUCUUCUACCAAGACAUCUUGAAUGGAACCGGGAAUGGAGAAAUUCAUUUCGAUGGUAUAAAACUGCGAGUUGAGUCUCAGCCACACUCUGUGUUUGCUGUGAGGGGCAGUAACAUCACCCUGCCCUGCCGCUUCUGGUAUGAGCCUCCGUUAAUCAGCUCACGAAGGGUGAGGGUGAAAUGGUCCUUGUUACCAAUCUAUGGAGACCAAGAGUUCGAUGUGCUUGUGUCUAUUGGUCACCGUCAACGAAGCUUUGGAGCGUUUAAGGAUCGAGUGCGUCUUCGGAAGGAUGACCGAGGAGACAUUUCACUCAUUAUUACCAACGUGAGUCUGAAGGACAGCGGACUGUAUCGCUGUGAAGUCAUCGAUGGGUUGGAGGAUGAGAGUGCAACAGUGGAUUUGGGGCUCAGAGGUGUAGUGUUUCCCUACCAGCCUCAUCAUGGCCGCUACCACCUAACCUUCAAGGAAGCCCAAAAAGCCUGUAAUGGCCAAGAUGCUGCUGUUGCCACAUUUGAUCAGCUCUUUACUGCUUGGCAAGAAGGGCUGGACUGGUGUAACGCUGGCUGGCUAGCAGAUGGCACAGUGCAGUACCCCAUUGUCCAGCCCCGACAGCCUUGUGGAGGCCUUGAUCUUGCUCCUGGUGUACGCAGCUAUGGAGCCAGGCACAAACAUAGAAACCAUUAUGAUGUCUUCUGCUUUACCUCCACUGUAACAGGACAAGUGUACUACUUGCAGCAUCCUCAGAAGCUCAACCUUACCAUGGCAGUCGAGGCCUGUAUUAAAGAUGGUGCUCAGAUUGCCAAAGUUGGUCAGCUGUUUGCAGCAUGGAAGUUUCUGGAGCUGGAUCAAUGUGACGCAGGAUGGCUGGCAGAUGGAAGUCUGCGCUACCCAAUCAGCAAUCCUCGCUCAAACUGUGGCCCUCAGAAGUCAGGGGUCCGUAGCUUUGGCUUUCCUUUGCCACACCACAAACAUGGUGUAUACUGCUAUAAAUCUAGAUAAAGGCUCUUUGAGACUUAAUGCCUGUUAAAUGUGAAAUAAGAGGUACAACAGCCUCAUAUCCAACUGUAGGUUUGGGCUUUUCUAAGAACUUGGAUAAAAAGAGAUGAAAGGACAAAUUUUAUUGACAGUUAAACCUUACACACUGUCCAGAUAUAAUUCUCCCUUGGAUUCAUUUGAGUACCUAAGGUCAAUAGGAGAAAUAAUUAUAUAAAAGGAUCUAAUGACAAAUUAUUACAACAAGGAAAUAUGGACAUUUGGCUCAUAUUUGGACAAUAUUGCUUUUACAAUUAAAUUGAAUCUGAUUUAACAAAUCUUAUCUGUUGAAAGAUCACACAUUCGGGUCAAUAAUUAUCUUAUGCCAAGGAAACUUUUUUUUUAACACUCUUUAUCUAAUAACUCUUUAUUUUUGCAUUAUUCAUGAAACUUUAGGGAACAAUAUUUACCUUACUCACUUCACAUAAACGCCAAGAUACACUAAACUAAUAAUAAAAAAUUGUUCACAAACAAAUUGAAAAGUAAAAGUGAUUUAACAAAAGACGAAGCUGCUUAUACUGAUGCAGCAAGAUUUAGUGGAACGGUUAAGCGGCCUAAUCAGAGUAACGGUUAAGCAUUUCCAAUUACAUUAGGUUCAGUAUUUCUGGCAAGCUCUUAUGAAUUGCUUAUUAUUACUUUAGUGGAGCUUCGGACCCCUGAAGCACUUCCCGAACUAAGAAAACAGAUAAUGUGAUUAUUGUCUUGUAGAUAUUUAUCUUAUCAACUAUUUUAUCAUACCUUCUUUUUAAGAACUGCCUAUCUAGUUUCACAGUCAUUUCUUAGAAAUAGCAAAGAUGUAACUUUUUUGUGACUUUUUAAUAUUUUGUUCUAUAUGAAUAAAAAAGGUGGUGGAUUAAUUUAAUGCAAAAUAUAAACGUGAAAAAGAUAUAACAACUGCACAUAUGCACGCCUAUCAAAAUGACCACAUAAUGCAUAUUUCUGUGAACAGCUACUGUAAUCAGUAAAGGAGAACCCAAAUGUAGAUAAUCACACAUAAAAUGUUUGCUAAAUGAGUUACUGCUUUUCAUACUUUACUUUAUCUCUGAAAAUGAACAUGUACUACCAGUAGGGGUCUCAGUGUGUGAGUAUGCCCUGCGGACAUGGAGGAGCUCUAGGUAAGAGAGGAGAAAGGGCCUUGUGUAUAAGAGGAGCCCUAAAAGAGCUCAUUCAGUCAAGGGCCACUAUACACUCCACCCUACUGAGCACACUGCAAUGCCUGUACUUUUAUAACUUUUGUAACUCCAAGGGUACUUAUUGCUGUACUCCAAGCCCAGUUGCAUUUUUAAACUUGACAAGGUGAAAAUAUUUUCCAUUACCUGUGAACUGUGAAUAGUCUCAGCGUAUUCCUAAAACCAGACAUGUGAAUUUCUUUGCUUGUAACUGCAGAUCUGUUUUUUUUUCUCCUGCAGAAAUACACACUGAAUUAAAUCCUUGCUUUAAAAGUGA
Molecule: messenger RNA, 2813 nt
Organism: Hemibagrus wyckioides
Lineage: Eukaryota; Metazoa; Chordata; Actinopteri; Siluriformes; Bagridae
Product: hyaluronan and proteoglycan link protein 3-like
Exons: 6
Coding region: 255-1334 (359 amino acids)
Biological process (GO): cell adhesion
Molecular function (GO): hyaluronic acid binding
Source: RefSeq, a predicted model, not a curated record